GGUCGCGUGCAGGGGUCCUUUUUGUGGAGCCGUCGCAGCCGGGUGCCUGCGUGCUCGCUAGACUGGGGAAGCGGGGCUUCGUCCGGGGAGCAAGGGAGCCGGUCCGGGGAGCUGCCAUGUAUUACAAAUUCAGCGGCUUCACGCAGAGGCUGGUCGGGGCCGGCGCUUCCGCCGCAUACACCCCGCAGGGACUCAAACCAGUGGUAUCUGUGGAAUCGCCACCUCUGAUUUUCGGAACACCAACUAAAACUGUUUCGGAAGCACCAGCAACAGUUCAGUUCUUUGGCAAAAACAAGGUGCCAGACCUGCAAAAGUUUUUUCAGAAGCCCGAUGGCAUGCCAGUACAUCUGAAACGGGGCCUUCCUGACCAACUUCUUUACCGGACCACUAUGGCACUAACAAUAGGAGGGACCAUCUACUGUCUGAUAGCUCUUUAUAUGGCUGCCCAGCCGAAAAAACCAGAGUGAAUAAUUCCUAACUUAUAGGGACUGAUAGCAAUCCUCUGGAAGGAAGACUUGUGUUUAACCCUCUGCCGUUACACUUCAAUCAUGAGAUUGUAUGUUGCAAAUUCUUGAGAUUCCAUUUGAGUUUAAGAACAGUACUUGGGGAAAAUGGUGACCUUUCUCGUCUUAGGAAAAUAAGAGCAGCAUUGAUUAUCGGAGGUUGGAGGGAAGCCAUAUUCUCCUGUGUAGUUCUGCAGGUUAGUCUUUGCACCUUUCACUAAAAAUAAACCAGACAGAGUGACCAGCCUGCAGAACCUCCUAAUGGCCCAGCACAAUAAAUUGGUGGCAGAACCUGGAAAUGAUGUUAUUGAAUCAAUCCAUGCCUUAAGACCAUCCCUGUCACAGUAGGAGGGUGGAAAGAUGUUGAAAAUGCAUUUGACUUUCAGAAGUGAAAGUGGUGGACUAAAUUGCUCCCAAAUGCCAAACUGAUCAUUUCGCAUAACAAUUUUCACUCAAAUGUAAUGCUUUAGCCACUUUUCAAAUCAUGUUGAGCCUCUUCUCAAAUCAUGCUGAAAACUUGAUUAGUAAACAUUGUGCUUUUCACACUGUAAUUUUUGGCAAAGGACUAUGUUGCUCUGACCAGCUCAUAACCAUUCUGUUCUGGUGAACUAUACAAUUGUAUUAGUUCCAUUCCUGUGAAUGCAUCUCUUGGAAAUGGAGUGUUGCACUCAAGAUAGUUUCCAGUGCACUCAAACCAUAGCAGCACCCGUUCCACGUCUGCCCACGCCCCCCCCCCAUCUCUCUCUUUAAAAUGAAGUUCUGCUUGUUUAUCAUUGGAAUAAAUACAGCGGUAUAAAUACUGA
This is a messenger RNA of Hemicordylus capensis (graceful crag lizard), 1306 nucleotides long. RefSeq names its product cytochrome c oxidase subunit 7A-related protein, mitochondrial (gene COX7A2L). The transcript is spliced from 3 exons. Gene Ontology annotation, biological process: mitochondrial respirasome assembly; mitochondrial electron transport, cytochrome c to oxygen; regulation of oxidative phosphorylation. NCBI's taxonomy places the organism in Eukaryota, Metazoa, Chordata, Lepidosauria, Squamata, Cordylidae. The record is from RefSeq and is a predicted model, not a curated record. Bases 117 to 467 code for a protein of 116 amino acids.